GCAGCGAAGGGGUGAUCAGGAGUGGAGAUUUGGGCUUGGGAUAAACAAUGUGAGGGUUAGCGGCAUGAACGUGUUAGCAGUUCAGACACUGCUGAGCUAAAACCUCAACGAGGCGCUUUUAUCUUUGUAUUGUGGAACCAUAAAGAUGGGCCCGCUGCUCUACGUGGGAGGCUUGGUGUUUAUGUUCCUGCUGUGGAUCAAAGUCAAGGGUCUGGACUACGUGAUUGUUCACCAGAGGUGGAUAUUCGUGUGUUUGUUCCUGCUGCCGCUCUCCGUCAUCUUUGACGUGUAUUAUUAUGUGCGAGCAUGGGUCAUUUUCAAGAUGUGUUCUGCCCCCAAACUGCACGACCAGCGCGUGCGAGACAUUCAGCGACAGGUGCGUGAGUGGCGGAGGGAGGGCGGGAAGUCCUUCAUGUGUACGGGUCGACCCGGCUGGCUCACCGUGUCUCUCAGAGUAGGAAAAUACAAAAAAACACACAAGAACAUCAUGAUCAAUAUGAUGGACGUUCUGGAGGUGGACACAAAGAGGCAGGUGGUGAGAGUAGAGCCCCUGGCCAACAUGGGUCAGCUGACAGCUCUCCUUACCUCUAUUGGCUGGACACUGCCCGUGCUGCCCGAGCUGGAUGACCUCACUGUGGGUGGCUUGGUGAUGGGCACGGGGAUUGAGUCGUCCUCGCAUAUUUAUGGGCUGUUUCAGCACAUCUGCGUUGCGUUUGACCUGGUUCUAGCUGAUGGCAGCUUAGUUCGCUGCACUGAGGAGGAGAACUCCGAUCUGUUCCACGCCGUCCCGUGGUCCUGUGGAACUCUAGGGUUCCUUGUUGCAGCGGAAAUUAAAAUAGUCCCGGCUCAUGCGUGGGUGAAGCUGCACUACGAGCCCGUCAGGGGACUGGAAAACAUCUGCAAGCGCUUCACAGAGGCAUCAGAGGACAAGCGGAACACGUUCGUCGAGGGGAUCCAGUACAGCCUGGACAGCGCUGUGAUAAUGACGGGAACCAUGACCGACUACGCCGAGCCGGAUAAGAUUAAUAAAAUCGGCCUCCACUUCAAACCCUGGUUCUUCAAACACGUGGAGAGGUAUCUGAAGAGCAACCACGCUGGAGUUGAAUACAUCCCUCUGAGACACUACUACCACAGACACACACGCAGCAUCUUCUGGGAGCUUCAGGACAUCAUCCCAUUCGGCAACAACCCACUGUUCCGCUGGCUUCUCGGAUGGAUGGUUCCUCCAAAGAUCUCUCUGCUCAAGCUCACGCAGGGCGAAACCAUCAGACGUCUGUAUGAACAGCACCACGUGGUCCAGGACAUGCUGGUGCCCAUGAAGCAUCUGCAGACUGCUAUCACACGCUUCCACCAGGACAUUGAUGUUUACCCACUGUGGCUGUGUCCCUUUCUGCUGCCACCGGGCAGAGGCAUGGUUCAUCCCAAAGGUCAGAAGGAGGAGCUGUAUGUGGACAUUGGGGCUUAUGGGGAACCCAAAGUCAAACACUUUGAAGCUAAAGCAUCAACACGUCAGCUGGAGAAGUUUGUCAGAGAUGUUCAUGGGUUCCAGAUGCUGUAUGCAGAUGUGUACAUGGAGCGAGAAGAGUUUUGGGAAAUGUUUGAUGGGCAGCUGUAUCACAGACUGAGAGAUGAACUGGGAUGUAAGGAUGCGUUUCCAGAAGUUUACAAUAAAAUCUGUAAAUCUGCCCGGCACUGACCCUCCCCAGCCUCAGUCUACUGGCUGAAUUAGAAACACUGUCUGACUGUUUGCUACUGACUUGUCAGUGGCAGCUACUGAAUUUGAGAUCCAACAAAAACACAAAGGCUGCUUGUACACAAAGAUUGUCUGUACACAAGAGUUUUUUAAACUAAUUUCUUUGGUUUUAUAUACAUUUGUACUGACUAAACUGGGCCAAAUAUUUUUAAAAUCAAUCUGAAUUUAUAUUUAGACAAAUGUUUAAAAUAAUUCUAAAUAGUAUUUUAGUUUUUUUAAAGCAGAUAUUAUAAUGGUGUGAAGAAAUACCCUGUUUAUAGUAAUUCACCAAAUUGUUUAUAACAGCAGCACAGUACAAACUAAAUCUUUGUAUUUCUUUGGUUUCUCAUGUGAUCUGUGCCUUUUGUUUUAUUAAAAUGUUCUGGCCAAAGCA
This is a messenger RNA of Betta splendens (Siamese fighting fish), 2126 nucleotides long. It is a transcript of the gene dhcr24, whose product is annotated as 24-dehydrocholesterol reductase. Gene Ontology annotation, cellular component: cytoplasm; membrane. Bases 146 to 1696 code for a protein of 516 amino acids. Gene Ontology annotation, biological process: steroid metabolic process. The record is from RefSeq and is a predicted model, not a curated record. Gene Ontology annotation, molecular function: Delta24(24-1) sterol reductase activity; FAD binding. NCBI's taxonomy places the organism in Eukaryota, Metazoa, Chordata, Actinopteri, Anabantiformes, Osphronemidae. The transcript has 9 exons.